Cercospora beticola is the source of this 1255-nucleotide messenger RNA. RefSeq lists its product as uncharacterized. Lineage: Eukaryota; Fungi; Ascomycota; Dothideomycetes; Mycosphaerellales; Mycosphaerellaceae. The record is from RefSeq and is a predicted model, not a curated record.
GUGUCAUCGACACAGCCAGCGCACCCGCAUCGGAGGGACGAUAGCCCGCAAUCUUCGAAUCGAGCCGCUGCAGCUCACCGCAUGGUCGGAAUGGCCGCCACCGAGACACAAAGAGCUGCACGUAGCAGGAUCAUUACACGUCACAACGACGCGUAGACGUCGAGCUCUCUAUGAAUUGCUAUGGGUCAAGUAUAUGCCACCUUUUGUCCUCUCCUACAUUGCAUUUGAGAUACUCAAUCACAUUCAUGCAAUCUGCUAAGAGGUUGCAACCCAUCGUCUCACGCACACUUCAGACAUCGCGAUUCAGGCCAAUCGGACUUCCGAACUCCUUAUAUCAAACAAAAGUCUCUACAAUCACCGCACCCACAAGAACAAUGGCCUCCACCAGCGUCGGCGCAACCGGAGCUCCAGCCAACGCUCCAGGCGAGCAACAUGAAGUCCGCCAACAAACGACAACGGAGGACAUGAAACCCAACCCCUCAGCAUCCAUUCCCCUCUCUCCAGCUCGUCAAGCUCUCAUCGACGACAUUAUCGCUCUCUACUCAUGCCAACCCACCAUCAAGCGUGUGGAACGCUACACGCCAGACUGUGUAUACGAUGAUCAAUUCGUCUACGCCAACGAUCGCUACAAGAUGGCUGGCCAGUGGUUCGCUCUCCCCAAGCUGUUUAAGGAUUCCAAGAACGAGGGCUACGAAAUCAUCAAGAAUGAGGACAAUCUGAUUCAAUUUAAGAACGAACAGAGCUGGACAUUCAAGAUCAUCCCCAAAACAGCAACGAUCAAUGCUCUUGUGAGCUUAAGUCUCGAGCCUGGGAGUGAAGAUGCUGGUUUUGUGAGGGUUAAAUACCACAAAGACCAAGCUAACGAUCGGGAUUAUUCUCACGAGGGUGUAGGCUUUAGCUUUAAACGCUGGCAAGCUGAUAAUGUCAUGAAACACAUGGACUCCGAGGAAGUGGCAUAUUUCGAGAAAGACAAAGUGGCCGGCAAAGAACACGUGCGAGUGCAUGGAGAUGGUGGAAAGCAGAAUGAAAAUACACCUUUGAAGGAUUUGUGAUGUGGCAUCACCGGUGAUUGGGGUUGAGUGAAAGUGUUGGCAUGCAUCACAAGGCAAAUUCCCCACAUCGGCAGACACGUGAGGACAACCUCACAGCAGCGGACUCGUAUGCCGCAAACUGCAGUCAGACUUCGACUUCGAUCUGAAUACUGCCUUUGAUACGAACAGAUAUCUCGAAAAUAUCAAGAGUUGCAGCGCACCCC